Messenger RNA from Trichoplusia ni (cabbage looper), 1074 nucleotides. RefSeq names its product fatty acyl-CoA reductase 1-like. Lineage: Eukaryota; Metazoa; Arthropoda; Insecta; Lepidoptera; Noctuidae. Gene Ontology annotation, molecular function: alcohol-forming very long-chain fatty acyl-CoA reductase (NADP+) activity. Gene Ontology annotation, cellular component: peroxisome. The record is from RefSeq and is a predicted model, not a curated record. Gene Ontology annotation, biological process: long-chain fatty-acyl-CoA metabolic process.
AUAUACGUUUAUUAUUUCUAUCCUUAUCCUUAUGUCUCCUGUGGCACAUAUUGUGGCCUCACAGACAUUCGAGUCACAUGCACAAAGACACCCAGACUCAAAACAAACAUUCGUGGAUUCCAAUAAUAUAUAUCCUACUCGGGGAUCGAACCCGCGAAUCGUCGCGCUCAAGGGUUUUGACGUGGUGGCCUCAACCACUAGCCUAUCCAUUCAGUAUCAUUUUGAUAUCAAUUCUAAAACUGCAACAAGACAAUCCAAGUCAACAAGCAUGGAUAGAAAAUUCAUCAACAAAAUUCGCAACAAAAAAAAUAUUUGCGCGUUUUUUAACUGUUUUUUACACUUGAAGUUAUUAAAACGUAUGGACAAUACAACAGUGCUGUGCAUAACGCGAUCGUCAGUCAGUCAGUUGAUUCGUGGUACGGAGUUCAGUGGCUAUCAUAUAAAGACAAAGUGCUGUGUAUAAUUAUUAAAAUAACGGUUUAUCAUGGCGCCCACCGUUCCUGAGUUCUAUGCUGGGAAGUCGGUGCUCAUCACAGGUGGAACGGGAUUCGUUGGGAAGGCCUUGCUGGAGAAGCUUCUUCGUUGCUGUCCAGACAUCGGGACGGUGUACUUGCUGAUGCGGCAGAAGAAGGGCCUAGGAUGUGAGGAAAGACUUAAGGAUCUUUGGAGUAAAAGAGUCUUCGAUCUUUUAAGAGACAAAGAUCCCGAAGCCAUUAAAAAGGUUCGUCUAAUAAAUGGUGAUAUUACGGAACCCGAGCUCGGUAUAUCGGAUGCUGAUAAGAAGGAGCUUCAAGAGAGAUGCAAUGUUAUAUUUCAUAGUGCCGCUUGCGUUAGAUUUGAUCAGAAACUGAAGGAUGCUGUUUUUAAUUUGAACACGACUGGAACCCUGAGAAUGCUGACUUUGGCUGAGUCUAUGAAGAAUUUACAGGUCUUUGUCCAUCUGUCGACGGCAUAUUGUCGCUGUGACCUUGAAAUGUUGGAGGAGAAGCUGUACCCAGCUGUCCACAACCCAAGGAAGAUAAUAGAGAUAGUAGAAUGGAUGGAUGAUGACACUCUUCAAUAUUUGGAGCCAAA